Messenger RNA from Drosophila eugracilis, 2057 nucleotides. RefSeq names its product alanine--glyoxylate aminotransferase 2-like. The record is from RefSeq and is a predicted model, not a curated record. The transcript is spliced from 4 exons. Gene Ontology annotation, molecular function: pyridoxal phosphate binding; transaminase activity. Lineage: Eukaryota; Metazoa; Arthropoda; Insecta; Diptera; Drosophilidae. Gene Ontology annotation, cellular component: mitochondrion. Bases 211 to 1695 code for a protein of 494 amino acids.
AAACUUGGUUCGGCAACAAUUUCAAACAAGACGUUAAAGGCGACCGUGCCUGCCACUGACUGUUCAGGAGCCCAGUAAAUCCUGCCAGGACUCCAGUCUCAAAACAAACCGUUUAAAACAAUACAAAGAACUCAGUUUUAAUUUUUAAAAAGUGCGCGCUUCCUAGCCGAGUUUUAAAAUCCAAAAAAUAAGUAAAUAUUAUUAUAAAAAAUGCCUUUCGCCCACGAACAACUUAAUCUGGUGGCCAGCGAGCAGCUGAGCAAAACGGAGACCAUCAAGCUGCGCAACCAGCACAUCGGGCAAGCCUGCCAGCUUUUCUAUCGCUCUGAUCCUCUGAAAAUUGUACGCGGCCAAGGUCAGUACAUGUUCGAUGAGGAGGGAAACCGGUAUCUGGACUGCAUCAACAAUGUGGCUCACGUGGGUCACUGUCAUCCCGAGGUGGUGCGAGCUGGAGCCCUGCAAAUGGCCACUAUCUCAACCAAUAACCGCUUUCUUCACGACGAGUUGGUCCAAUGCGCUCGCACCCUGACCAGCAAAAUGCCGGAGCCAUUGUCCGUGUGUUUCUUCGUCAAUUCCGGAUCGGAGGCCAAUGACCUGGCUCUCCGUCUGGCCCGUAACUUCACCAAGCGACAGGAUGUUAUUACUCUCGACCAUGCCUAUCAUGGACACUUGCAGUCGGUGAUGGAGGUGUCUCCAUACAAGUUCAACCAGCCUGGCGGUGAAAUAAAGCCCGAUUACGUGCAUGUUGCUCCCUGUCCGGAUAUUUACGGCGGAAAGUUUACGGAUAAGAUGUAUCCGGAUGCGGAUAUGGGUGCCCUGUAUGCCCAGCCCAUUGAGGAGAUCUGCCAAAAGCAGUUGGCUAAGGGCCAGGGCGUUGCUGCCUUCAUCGCUGAGAGCUUGCAGAGCUGUGGUGGACAGAUUUUACCACCAGCUGGAUAUUUCCAGGCCGUAUACGAUGCGGUUCGAUCCGCUGGAGGCGUUUGCAUUGCUGAUGAGGUGCAGGUGGGAUUCGGUCGUGUGGGUAGCCACUACUGGGCUUUCGAGACCCAGAACGUCAUCCCCGAUAUUGUGUGCGUGGCCAAGCCCAUGGGCAAUGGACAUCCAGUGGGAGCAGUGGUCACCACUCCUGAAAUUGCCCAGGCCUUCCAUGCCACCGGCGUGGCCUACUUUAACACAUAUGGAGGCAAUCCGGUGUCCUGUGCGAUCGCCAAUGCAGUGAUGCGAGUGAUCGAUCAAGAGGGUCUGCAACAAAAAGCCCUCGUCCUGGGAGAUUAUCUGUUGGAGGAGUGCAAUCGCCUGAAACAGGAGUUUGAGUGCAUCGGUGAUGUUCGUGGCACGGGACUCUUUGUUGGCAUUGAAUUGGUUCAGGAUCGGGCGGAGCGUAUUCCGGACAAGAAGGCCGCCCACUGGGUGGUUAACCGAAUGAAGCAGUUGCACAGAGUGCUCGUCUCCUCUGAUGGUCCCAACGACAACGUCAUCAAGCUAAAGCCUCCCAUGUGCUUCAACCGGGAGAACGCCGAUGAAUUCCUGUUAGCCUUCCGGGAAUGCUUGACAGCCGUGAUGCAAGAUCGACUGGCCAGUGCAGCAUCCGCUGCCAUGGCUGCCACUAGUGGCGUCAUUGCCACCGCCGCCGAAACGCUGGCCAACAAGACAAAGCUCUUCGAGCGCCAAGAUCGUCUCAUCAAGUCCGUCUGAGGAAGUGCUUGCUGGUUGGCGAAUGCCACCACCAACACAGCCUCUCCGCCCGGGCACAAAAUAGCUUUAGCCACGAAGGAUGUUUAAAUUAUUCCAUAAACCCCAUUUCCAAUGUCCUUUUUCCUCUAUUCCAUGUUAUCUCCAACAUUUUAAUUUGAUUAGAUCUAGUGCCAUUUAUCCGUAAUCUACGCAUAUUAACGCUGUAUAACCAUUAUUAUGUUCGUCAAUUUUCUUCUAGUAUCUAGAAACGUAGGGAGCUCAAAACGAAUUUUUUCCAUUGUUACAUGUAUAUAUAAAGUUUUGAUAAUAUUAAGUAUAAUAUGUUAAAAAUGUUAUUAAAAAGUUACGUAUAUUUUGUAAAA